Messenger RNA from Lepisosteus oculatus (spotted gar), 1430 nucleotides. RefSeq lists its product as uncharacterized. NCBI's taxonomy places the organism in Eukaryota, Metazoa, Chordata, Actinopteri, Semionotiformes, Lepisosteidae. The record is from RefSeq and is a predicted model, not a curated record.
UAGAAACCGAGAAAAUUCUGGACAAAUGAUGAAAUAACGUUCUAGUCUGAAUUGUAUAGUCUCAUUUCGAAAGUAGAAAGUUAAUUAAACAACGAUAUUCGCAAACUAUAAAGACUGGUUAAGUUUCGGGUCCUUGUCAAAUGCAUCAUUCAUAUAUUGUUUCGAACAAUGUCGUGUUGUUUUUCAUUUAAAGUGUUGAAUGGCAUUUUUAGCGUUUUAAGAUACGAGCGGCACUGCAAAGUCAGGAACGCAGACACGGUGAAAGCUUUGCUUUUGGUUUUUAAAGACAAAAAAAAAACUGUCACGAAUUCCACGAUUGUUAAAUGUCGAGUUUCAAAAGCGAAAUGAGGUAAACCUCGAACGAAAGCAAAUUAUGUCGGCGAAUACUGCCGGGCAUUUCCCUUUAAAUUCAUACUCCAGGGCAUUCAGCGUGUCAAACUUUCCAAUAGCUCAUCGGUGCUUGUAAUAAGCCACUGCUGCCUCUCUGAGAAGGAGUUUUGAUGUUUGAUGUUGUGUUGUGACAUCCACUGAAGGAAACAAUGACACAGGCUUGGCUGCUAGGCUGCCUCCUGCUGUCGCUAUGCACUCUGUGCCUUACGGAAAGCUUUCAUCUGGAACUGGAGAUGGAGCAUGACUGGGACUGGGGGUCUGGACUGGAAAAUCUUCUCCACAGCUUCCCGGCCGACAGCCCUUUUGUGACCGAAACCCCCGAGAAACCGGUUAACUGCUCCCAGCGCUUCUGGCUGCCCCCGACCUCGCCCAUCUGUUGGGAGAACAUCGCUGGACCAGAGGAGUUUGAGCGAUCUCGCCUCCUGGUGCUGCAGAACCGGGCAGCUCUGAGGGCUGUGUCAGAGGCCAGCGGUGUGCAGGAGGGGGAAAGAUCCUACAAUCAGCAGGCCAGGGAGGAAGUCCUGGCCAUUCAGGCCGAUCACCUCAACAUUGUGCAGACGGCUGAGACAAUGCAGAAAGUCUUCCAGAAUCUGGAAGAAAAGAGGAAGGAAGGUACAGAGCUUUUGACCUUUUCAAGCUUUAAGGAGAGGAUCGGCACAACAAAGGAUUCUAUACAAGGACGGGAGCACCUGGCAGACUUGCUGGAGAGACAACUGGCCAGCCUGGAAGGGUCUAUUCACAUCCUGCAGCACAGGCUAGCCAAGUUACUGGCCUGAUGAUUUUGUGAGUCAGCCUGCAAGACAGCACCCUCUCUCCAGAUCAGCUUAGUAUAUCCAGAACAAAAACUUGAUUUGCUUGGCUGUAUGCCUAGAAAAGCAAAGGAAACCUGUUUUUACACAGUGUAUGGUAGCCUAUAGAACUUUUUUUUGUAUCUCAAUAUCCAUUCUUUGCAUGCUGACAGUCAUGUACUAAAUUCUCCAUCUACACAUAGCGUUCCUACUUGAAGUUCCUAGCAAUAAAAUCUAUUUUUAUACUUGUAA